CGCCGCCGCUUUGGCCGCCCCGGGGCUGCCGAAGGGGACUCGCUGUCCCGGCGCGCCGCUGGCCAUGGGCGGAGCGGGAGAGGCGGGCGAGGCGGGCGGCUGCUGUGGAAGACGCUGGGCCCGUGCGCUGUCGGGGCUGCAGGAAGACGCACAGAGCUUGUUUGAGCAAGACCAGGAUGGAAGAGCCCAAUGGGGACCUUCCCAUGCGGAGAGACGCCGUCCUCUCCGAGUCGUGCUGUGAUCAUGCUGUGACAAACCUGGUGGAAGUGCUGAGAUCUUUGGUGGCUUUAACUGACCCUCAGGAGGGGAAGCUGACUCAGUCUGGAGAGAAAGCACUAAACUCGCUGGGCAUUUGGAAAACUGUAUUUGCAGCUGUUCCUGGGCCUCCGUCAAAGACUUCAGUGGAGUGACAGCUCGAAGAUGGGAGACCAGGAGGCAGGUGAACCCUUUCUGGGGAUCGUGGCCGGUGAUGCCAGAGACUAUGAAGGAGCUCUGCCCUCAGACACCAUAUCGCUCAGCGAUUCUGACUCUGAUGAUCUGGGGUUAGCAGGUGAAGCAGAAGUUGAUACAAUAUCUCCUGAGGAGCCAUCUGUAGAUGAUGGGGAUUACAGAUCAGGGGAGACUCCUGACUCUUCAAACAGCAGUCACAGAUCUCCAGUCCAGCCGUUCCAUCUGAGGGGCAUGAGUUCCACAUUCUCUCUCCGUAGCCAGAGCAUUUUUGAUUCCCUAGAAGAGGCGGCCAAGCUGUCUGUGCCCUCAAUGCCUGAAGAUAAUGUUGUUGAUGGGAGAUUUAAGCGUCCGUUGCCUCCAACCACAGUUUCAGGUAACAUGGUUCCAGAAAACAUGGGAAAGCAAGCCAGACCAGUGCUGGCUCCCAAAACCUCUCCUGCAGUGCCUGACUACGUGACACACCCAGAGCGCUGGACCAAAUACAGCCUAGAGGGAGUUUCAGAGUCUAGUGACAAGACUAACAGGGCAGUGGCCAUGGAAUUUCUAGAGGGUUUGAAGAAAAGAGGGGAGGAACAAAGCUCAGCUACCCAAGAUAGCUACACCCCAUACUUCAACCAGGACCCUUCCAGCUGCGGAGCUGGGAGGAUUGUCUUCACCAAACCAACUAAAAGAGGUGUUGAUGGACUUGAAAAGAAAAGAUCAACAGGGGAGGAUCAUAAGAAACAGAUGAAGACAGAUCUGAAAGGAAAAUCUGUUAAGAAGACUGAUGACUUGAGGGAAGAAGAUAAGGUAGAGCUGGGGCACUUAGACAGUGACAGUGGAAAGGCAACAGAGGAGGAGGAGUGCAUGACGGAAGGGGACCAGAAUACAGAAGAUAACCUUAGUGCAAGGUUUAGUGGUGCAGCUGAAGAGCCAUCAGUGGAAACAAUUGGAUUCCACUGCAGUAAGAAAAAGAGUAGGAAAAAUUUCCGACCUAAAGUAGACGACGAAGGGGAGGAGGAAGAGUCCUGAAGGAUGAAGCACAUUGGAGGAAUCCAAGGACUUGUAUUGUCUUGCUCAUAUUUUUCCCUUUUUUUCCUGUUCUGAAAACCACGUGAUAGCUUUUUGUCCAACAAUUUGUGUCAUAGCCACCAAGAACAUGUUAUAUUGUUAGAAAUCAAGCUACCUAAAAUAAACUCCAGACUUUUUGUUCAGGAGAAAUCUGUGGGCAUAGGAUAGUUGCACCCUAGCAGGAGAGAAUAAGGUAUGCUUUGUUCGCUUUCACAGCUCCCUCGGGCUCGCUCUGGAGCUGAAGUAUCCAAAGAAAAAGAAGUGUUAGCAAAAAGGCUACAAGGCUUCCUAGUAACUCCCAAUUUUAAGAGUUGUUCUCAAAUCCUGUGGAAUCCUGGAGAAAAGGUUAUGAACUCAUUAGGUAGAGAUUUUUGAACAGUGAAAAUAAAACCUAGUCUUCCACAAGGUGUGGUUUCUCCUGGCCCUGUCCCAGGGAAGAAAACCUUUUUCAAAAACAUCCUUCUCUCAUUACCAUUGAGAGUGAAAGCACAAUAGUGCCCAAUUAUAUUAUGAUGAUAUGAUUAUCCUUGAUCUGCACAUUUGUAUGUCCUUUCCAGGAGGAGCUGCUUCCAUACCGAUUCUGUGUGUGGAUUGGGGUAUUUGUGGGAAUUAGAUAUUUAUACCAGCACUGGAUACUUUUUUGUUCUAUGUGAUGCAAUAAACUUUGGUUGUAGCUUGAUUUCUUCAUCUCUGAACCAUGCUGAGUAAUGCAGGAGUAGAAGUUUUAACAAAUACUCAGUUUAUUUGAUUUGAGAAUUGUCUUGAAAACCUUUUAGAGUGUUACUCUAAGUUUACCAUCUUGUUAACUUCUCCGUCAAGUCCCAUAGAUUCUAAAAUUCACAUUUUUAACAUUUUCAGCCAUUUUACAAUUUAUAAUCCCCUCAUGGGAUGAAUCAUCUCAUACAAUGAUUCACGUUGUAAGGAAUGACAAAUAUAGUAGUUUUAUAUGCAAUGUAGUAAAUUUAAUAAAUAAGGUCGAAAGAUUAAAUACUUUGAAAGGUUAUAUGAUUUGAAACUCAGAUUAGUUCAGGUCAGUUUGGACUCACAUUUUUUUUGCCGCUAUUCUAAAUGAACCAACCCAAUGGUGGCAUUUCUAACUGUGUAGUGAAAGAUGACUUGUUAAGAAUUUGUGAUAUUUCUCGGUAGGCUGUGCUUGCUCAAACUUGGAAGGGUGUUUGAGGGGCUGACUUCCUCUGAGGGGGGUCCAUCUUACCAGUAAUUGACUGGUAGGCCCAAAUCACUUGGGGGGGGUCUUCAUGUUUGAACAGAUGCAUCAUUUGGCAGAACAAGCAGAAAACAAAGUAAAAUGAGCAGUUGUGCUCCAUCUUUUGAAAUCCACCUUUUAAGAGCAGAAUGAGUGUAGAGUUGGAUGCACAUUAAUUAAGGAGUCACUGGUAGAUUCAUUGGUUGUUCCAGUACGUGUGAGUGGGACAUAACAAUUCCAAAUGGAUAGAUUUCUGUUUCCAGUGGAUAAUUAGUGUGCGGAUCACGAUGCAAAUAGCAGCCAUUUCGAAGUGGAAGCUGCUGCCUAGAGCAAGGCAUGCUGGUUGUAGGAUACCUAUUACUUCUUAACAAAAAAAAUGUAGCUCAGUACAGACUGGGUUUAUGAUUUGUGCUUGCCUAGGGUGAAGAACAGGUAGAACUACCAGAGUUCCAUUGCUGUUAGUGGAGUCAGAGGCCUGGGGCACAGCUCAAUAAACUGGACAAAUGCCUGUUUUAUGAAGCCAUUAUAACAAGAUUAAUAUAUGUUGAUAAAAGACUCAUUUCUGAAAGGUAUUUUUGUCAGAGCUGAGAUUUAUUUUUUUUUCCACCUCUGGUAACAGCUUUUGUGCAACCUACAUUUACAUUGCGUAGAAGCAAUAUCAUAUGCGUGAGGAAAUGCAGUUGAAGCUUAUCAGUGUAAGACAAGACACAGCCCAAUACUUCCCCCUUCUGAUGCUGUUUAUAUUAUUCCAAAGAAAUUUCCCCUUGAAGAACAGUAUUAAUACUAAUUUUACUGGUGUAUCUUUUCGUAUAGAAUUCUAAUAAAGCCAGCGAGCUUUUGCGUGCUAAAAAUGUACAAGCCAGUGUAAGUAAUGAAAAAAAGCGGCAAACAGUCCAGAUUCCUAGUUCAUGGGAUAAUUCUUGGUACACAUACUUGUUUUAAGGUCUCCUGGUGAUUUUUUUUUUUCCUAACCUUUGAGAGAGAAAAGUAAAAUGCAGUCAGAAAACCGCUUAGGUGUGGAUGCAGCAUUCCAUGUGGUGUGGUACAGGGCAAGGGCUCCUUUACAGUGGGAGGCUGGCAGCAGCCAUGAUCAGGCAUUACAACAAAAAAGCAAGUGGCAGAAGCUGGCGGUCUGACUGUGGGAGAAUCCAAAUACUUUGUGUUUGGGAAGUGAGUGCAAGCCACUGCACGCUUGAGGAUCAAGCAAUAAGCUUCCAGUUUCUGGGGAUGAGUGAGGAGUUCUCAGUAAGGAAUACCAGCAAAGAAAUACCUCACAGGAGCCAGCGUGGGAAGACGGUGAAUGCAAUUGUUUAAGGGUUGUAGGAACUCCAGGAACUGUAUGAAUUGUAAUAGUUCCGUAUCCCAGGCCUUUUCCUGUGGAAAAUAUUUCAUGAUUUCCUUUCUAAGCAACUCAGAAGUACGAGCUUGCUUUCUUGGCCAAGGAAGGGGCUUGGUUUUUAGUGCGUAAACGAUCACCCUUCCAAAGGGACCCUCCCUUAAACAGAGAAGUGUGGAAAUUGGCAAUGAUGGCGAUGGAUUGAGGGUGUGGUAUUUGGAGAACAGAAGGCAGAUCUUAUUUGGAAAAUAAAGUGGUAGAGUCACCCCGGAGGAGAAAGCUUUUAGUGCUGUUUGUGGAAUGGUUUUGCAGAAAACCGCUAUAUGAGCAGGGGCAAAGAAAGCCCAAAAAUUGAAGCAGGAAGGCCGAGAAAUCCUCAGUAAUGUCAACCAUUGACAGUGCUCAGUGUAAAGGCUUUGAGGGCUGGCCCUUAGGCCUUCUUGAGAUCAGGAUUUUACUCCUGCAGUAGUACAGUAGGACAAAAGGUUUAAUCUGAAGAAAGAAGAAUAAAUUUAAUUAUCGAUGUAUGCGAUGUCAUUCUCAAACUGAUCUACAUGCUCUUCGCUUUCACUUCUUUCUGGCAAAGGCCGUUCUGUGUUGGCAUUCAUCACACCUAAUAGGGUUGUAAAAGUCACGUGUUUGUUUAAAAGCCUUAGGAGAAGGGGAACAUAAUAGUAAUUGCUUAUGAAACUUAAAAAUGUUGAAAAAAAGGAUACUGUAGAUUCUAUUACUUUGCAUUUGCUCAGUAAAUGAUAAACACAGGUUUAUUUUUA
Messenger RNA from Pipra filicauda (Wire-tailed manakin), 4813 nucleotides. RefSeq names its product tumor suppressing subtransferable candidate 4 (gene TSSC4). The record is from RefSeq and is a predicted model, not a curated record. NCBI's taxonomy places the organism in Eukaryota, Metazoa, Chordata, Aves, Passeriformes, Pipridae. The transcript is spliced from 4 exons. Bases 421 to 1461 code for a protein of 346 amino acids.